Molecule: messenger RNA, 1730 nt
Organism: Myxozyma melibiosi
Lineage: Eukaryota; Fungi; Ascomycota; Lipomycetes; Lipomycetales; Lipomycetaceae
Exons: 1
Coding region: 269-1573 (434 amino acids)
Biological process (GO): proteasome-mediated ubiquitin-dependent protein catabolic process
Molecular function (GO): endopeptidase inhibitor activity; proteasome binding
Source: RefSeq, a predicted model, not a curated record
GAACGCGAAGCCGUAUAAGGGUGUAAAGUACAUGACGAAGGGAACUGAUAUUGUAAUUAGAGGUUGAUUGUGUAUAUAUUUGUAGAAUUUAUGAUUGCUAUAUUCUCUAUAUGUGUCUGCUGCCUUGUCUAAACCUUAUCUAAAGUCCCAUCUCAGCCGUGAUCCUCCCAACUCUUCUAUUCCACCGUUCACCACCCACUUCACUUUGUCUAUAACACCUCUGAUCCACCUCAAUUACUCAAACUACUCUUCAAAAACAUCAUCAGAAAUGUCGGCGCCUGCGUACUCGCAAUCAGACCACGGCGUGCUCGAGCUCUCGAACGUCAUCAAAACCCUCCGCGCUGCGCUCGCCGCUCACCCACACUCGAUCUCGUCAGCCAGCGAAUUCCUCGCCCUGAUCUGCCACGCUUCCAUGCUCGCAGUCGGGUUCGAGUAUCUCCCCAGCAGCAGCAGCAGCAGCGAAGAUGCUUCUACUUUGACAACAUCAACAACAGCAACAGAGCAGCAGCAGACACCGCCGCGCAUCCCUGACUUUAGCGCGUCAGCAACGCAGUUCUCGUUUAGGUACAAGCACACGCAGUCCGCGCUAUCGCCGUUCCUGCUCAGCGCGACGAAGCUGGGGCCGAAGCUGAUUAUCUCGGCGCUGUCGGAGGGAAACGACGAGGUUACGCAUUUGUUUGAAGUGCGCGUGGCGCAGCUGGUUUCGCAGGCGGUCUCGUUUCCUCUUACGCUGCCUGACGCGGACGCAGGUGUGGGUGCAGCAGAGGAUGGCGGGCUGGCAGCGGUAUCUGACGCGCUUGAUCCUAUCGCGCUACAGGCCUUCAUCACCACGUUCAAAAAGACAAUAAUCCAGGCUCUAGUGCCGAACCUGCAAAAGGACGGGUACACCGAAGACCGCGCCGCCUCCUCCACCUCCACAUCCACAACCCGCGAAACCGACUCCUUCAACAACCAGCCCCCGCCUCCAUAUCCCGACACCUCCUCCUCUUCACGCAUCCCCCCAUCCACAAACCCAGACCUCGCUCACCCGCGCGUGCCGCGUCCGUUCCCACUCGCACCCGGCACCACCGCGCCGCCGCCGCUGACAACAGGCCCGCCCGGGUUCGAGGACGAAUACGAGAUCCUGAACGGUCCCCGCGGUUUAUCACGCGACGACCGCGACCGCGACUUUCGCUCUCCUUUCUCGAUCGGUGAUGAUGAUCUCUACCCGCCCGGCAUCGGGCCCCAUCCCAGCUUGACCCCGGGACUUACCUCACCCUACGGCGGCGGGGGGGCAAGAGGCAUGUACCCGUCCGCCGACCAUCCUUUGUUCGCAGGCCGCGGCAGCGGCGGGGGUACGACGUCCGGCGUGGGCGGGUUCAGACCUCCCGGCGCGCGAUGGGAUCCGCCUAUGGAUCCGGCGGGCGAGGAUCCGGAUAUGAUGAUGGGAGGAGGUGGGGGGUUGCGGAUGCCGGGUAUGGGAGGACGAAGGCAAGGUGGUGGGGGAGGGGGAUUUGGAUUUCCUGGGGCGGGGGGGUUUGGCGGUAGUGGUGGAUUUGGAGGAAGUGGAUUUGGGGGCGGUGGAUUUAUUUGAAAGGAAGGAGUGUAGUGAAUGACUUUACGAUCGUUUGGAGUUUUAGCAAUAUGAAGAGAAGUGUAUCUAUAUUCUCUAAAAAAGUGGUAUCUGUGCAUGAAAGAAGAAAGAAAGGUAUUCUCGAACCCAACGAGAAUAAUAGAAAAGGCCCAAGCAU